Messenger RNA from Carassius auratus (goldfish), 1998 nucleotides. RefSeq names its product junctional adhesion molecule C-like. Gene Ontology annotation, cellular component: plasma membrane; protein complex involved in cell adhesion; cell-cell contact zone. Lineage: Eukaryota; Metazoa; Chordata; Actinopteri; Cypriniformes; Cyprinidae. Gene Ontology annotation, biological process: cell-cell adhesion; cell migration. The record is from RefSeq and is a predicted model, not a curated record. The transcript is spliced from 9 exons. Bases 121 to 1026 code for a protein of 301 amino acids. Gene Ontology annotation, molecular function: cell-cell adhesion mediator activity; protein heterodimerization activity; protein homodimerization activity.
UCUCUUCCGCUCAGAUGUCCUUGUAGCUAUGGAAACUCAUCAGCGGCAGCAUCCUCCAGUUUGUCCACCCCGUCGUCUGGACAGCUAAGAUAAAUUUGUAUAUAAAAAAAUCUCUUCAAAAUGGCGAUCCGGCGUCAAAUGCUUUCCUUGGCGCUCUUCUCGUGGCUGUGCAACAGUACAGCUUCUGCUGUUAUUCUCAGAACAACUGAAAAAUCAGUAUGGACAAAUGAAUUUGAGUCGAUUGAGUUGACCUGCUUGAUAGAGUCCAUUUCUACGAACAAUCCCAGAAUUGAAUGGAAGAAAAUUAAAAAUGGUGUACCCAGCUAUGUCUAUUUCCAAAAUAAAAUUUCAGGUGACUUGGAGCACAGGGCUUUGCUGAGAGAGCCUGCAAACCUUCUGAUCCUGAACGCCAGCAGAUCGGACACGGCUCAGUAUCGCUGUGAGGUGGCGGCCAUCGACGACCAGAAGCCCUUUGAUGAAAUACUAAUCAGUCUCGCUGUAAGAGUGAAGCCGGUGAUGCCCAGGUGUAGUGUGCCGGAGGCGGUUACGGUGGGUUCAAGCAUUGAACUGCGCUGUAUUGAGAACGAAGGCUUUCCACAGUCACAGUAUCAGUGGUUCAAAAACAACGAAGAGCUGCCAGAAGACCCAAGAACCAGCAGCAAGUUCUACAAUUCUUCAUACACCAUGAACACUGAGACUGGUUCACUGAAAUUGCGGUCGGUGAAGAAAGAGGAUGCAGGUGAAUACUAUUGCCAGGCCAGAAACGAGGCAGGAUGGUCAAAAUGCAGUCCUCAGAUCAUGGAAGUGUAUGAUCUGGACAUUGUUGGAAUAUUCCUGAAGGUUUUAGGUGGAGUGGCAGCGUUUAUAUUUGUCAUUGUGGGGAUCUGUCAGAUUCAGAAAAGCGGCUACUGUUCCUGCAAAGACCACAGGGAAACCGAUUACAAAGUACCCCAGCAUGACAACAGGAUGGACUACACCCGUCCAGAUGAGGGGCAUUUCCGCCACAAGUCCUCCUUUGUCAUUUAAAAUUAAAAAGGAAAAGGAGACGAGCACUUAAGCUGUGUGAAGGCCUUGCGAGCUGACUUCUGAACUGUCAAAUUGUGGAUUUUACGCAGAGGUGCGACUUGAGCGUCAUGGCUUGCCAAAGUUAUUACAGAAAGGAAAACUACUGUGUUAAACAGGGAAUUUUUACUCCCCUUAUUUUGAUUUCAAACAAACACAGGUUUACUUAAAACUCCACAGUUUAUAUAGAAAAGUGACAUUCAGUCGAACAAAACUACGAUUUAUCGCUAUUACAUGCAUCUUGUUCAGUAACAAAUCAUUGUUUCAGCAAAUUGAAAAGGACUGAACUUAAGAAGUAACAUAAAAGAUGUUUUUUUUUUUUUCAAUUAAUUGUGAAUUUCUGAAGAUCAGUUGCUGUUCAAAUUAUAGCUAGGUUGCAACUGCAUCCAGGUGCUGCUGUAUUUUUGCCCUAAAGUAGUCAACACAUAAUACCAGUGCAAGAAUUGACAUUUCUUCAAGGUAAAUAUUAUAUUUCCCGCUGGAAUUAUAAUGUGUGACUAUCCUGUCAGUGUAAAUGUGUACAAUGCCAUGCCAAGACUGUUUUAUCUGGGUCACUUUUGAGAAGAGGAUUUUAUGUGUUAGUGUUUCAGUAGUAGUUAUUGAGUUGAUGCACUAUACAUUUGUAGCCUUUUAGUUUGAGAUUCAAUCUCCGUAAAGUCAGUAGACUUGGUUGUGCAAGAUGAUUCAUUUACUUAGUUUCAUUUUUGAAAUAUCCCUCUAGAUACAGAUCACGCACUUGUGGGUUUUUCAGAGUGCCAUUUCUGUGUUUAAGUGACCUUCAAUGCUUUCUAAUUGUUUUAUACGUUUUGGACAUAUUGUCCAGGUUUUUUCACUCUGUGUUAUUGUUUUAAUCUGUUUAUAAUGUCUAGGUAUAUUGUAGUUCACUCCAGAGUAGUAGUUAGACUGUGGGCCGUGUCACAAGAAUAAAACUGAUUA